Molecule: messenger RNA, 1020 nt
Organism: Phanerochaete carnosa HHB-10118-sp
Lineage: Eukaryota; Fungi; Basidiomycota; Agaricomycetes; Polyporales; Phanerochaetaceae
Exons: 1
Coding region: 1-1020 (339 amino acids)
Source: RefSeq, a predicted model, not a curated record
AUGGACGCUGCCACAUACACGACCAAAACGGCCGUACCCGCCAUCGUCUCAGGCGGCGACGUGUGCCAUGAGUUCGGCAACGGACCAUCAUUCAAGCCGUACCCGGAGCCCCAUCCAACAAAGCUCGCCUCUUCGUCGUUCGUCCGAGGAGCACAUAGAGCGUUGCUACACGCCCAGUUCUCCCGCGUGUCAGCCAGGCAUGACAAAGUUUGCGCCACCCUCUGCGCCUGCGGCGUCAGCGGGCUAGUACGCGACAGAGACGCGGGCAGGGAUGUCGACGAGCCAAUAUCCACAUGCGCUGCCUGUGCGCGCGGAAGGAAGAAAAAAAAAAAAAAGGCAAAUCAUGAGGUCAGCAAUGCACAUAGACCAUCGGGGACACCACGGUCAAGAGACGGGGCCGACCUGCUGACCCGCCGUGCGGCCUGCUCGUCCCAGCGCGGGCAGCGUCUCCUGCACUUUGCUGCCGCGGCCGUGGGAGGCGGGGGGGCCUCGCACCGAGCCAGAGAAGCCCACGUCUCCGAACUCGUCGGACUCGCUCGUCUGACCGGCGAGUACGCUCCCGGAGACGAUCGACGUGAGGGAUGUGGUGCGUGUGAGACUGUGAGUGGUGUGCCGGCGGCUGGCAGCACGCGGGAACUCCCUGUAGUGUCUCGAGUUGCGCGAAUUGGUCAGCGUCGGGGACCAGCUCGCCGGGUGCCCCCCUCUGCAGUGUCCAAGAGCGGGAAAUACAACACUCGAAGCGUCGCUUUGGCGGCUGCGACCGCCGCCGCCGCCGCCGCGUCUGGCGGGGGCGAGGUGGGCUCUGUGGCUUCCGAUGCGGGCAGGAAGUGGGUCAAUGGCAGAGCGCGGUGUGCGUCGGCAAAAGGGUCUGAUGCGCUCAUGGUUGUCGUACAGCGGUGCUUACGAAAAGACGUGCAGUAUGAAUGCCAGAAGCUCAGCCAGUUUCGCACACAAUUCGAUUUGUGGAGGCCCGCCUGGUUUGCUUGUUUGACUACACAGGGCAACGGUAAACCUUGUUAG